Messenger RNA from Oncorhynchus keta (chum salmon), 9745 nucleotides. RefSeq names its product synaptic vesicular amine transporter-like. The transcript has 16 exons. The coding region runs from base 165 to 1736 and encodes 523 amino acids. Gene Ontology annotation, cellular component: synaptic vesicle membrane; terminal bouton. NCBI's taxonomy places the organism in Eukaryota, Metazoa, Chordata, Actinopteri, Salmoniformes, Salmonidae. Gene Ontology annotation, molecular function: serotonin:sodium:chloride symporter activity; xenobiotic transmembrane transporter activity. Gene Ontology annotation, biological process: xenobiotic transport; aminergic neurotransmitter loading into synaptic vesicle; transmembrane transport. The record is from RefSeq and is a predicted model, not a curated record.
GGAUGUUCAUGAUAAAAGUUGCAUGACGUCAAGGACCAGUCAAGAAACUAAAACGCCCUACACAUAUCGUUUCUUUCACCACGGUUUGCAGCCGCAAAGUGAUUUUUGCUAAUGUGCAUCUAAGAGCAAAUCUUUUUUCGGUCGCUCCUUUGUGGACUCAAAAAAUGGGAAGAUUAGACACUCUGAGAGAAUUUAAUUUAUUGUCAUGGAUGAGAGAGGAAAGACAAUCGAGGAAGUUGACCCUGGUCAUCGUUUUCAUCGCCUUGCUGCUGGAUAAUAUGCUUCUAACGGUGGUCGUCCCCAUCAUCCCCAGCUACCUAUACACAGUUGAUGAUGCAGCAGCCAACAUGGCCAAGAAUCACACCACGGCCUCCCCACACACCCCUUCUGGAACCUUCCAUACCAUCGUGUCCCUCUAUGACAACUCUGUCAGGGUAACCAGCGGGGGCCCAAUGGACUCCACACCCAUACCCUUGGAUCAGGCGCAGGAGGUCUCUCUUUCCACCUCGGCUCUCACACCCCACAACUCCACAGAGCCUGACUGCCCCAAAGCAGAUGACCAGCUUCUCAAUGAGAAUGUGAAAGUGGGGCUACUUUUUGCCUCCAAGGCCACCGUACAGCUCAUCACCAACCCCUUUAUUGGGCCUCUCACCAACAGAAUAGGAUACCAGAUCCCCAUGUUUGCCGGGUUCUGUAUUAUGUUCCUGUCAACCAUUAUGUUCGCCUUCUCAUCGAGCUACACUCUGCUGUUUCUGGCCAGAUCCCUGCAGGGUGUGGGCUCCUCCUGCUCCUCUGUGGCUGGGAUGGGGAUGCUUGCCAGUGUGUACACAGAUGACGAGGAGAGGGGAAAUGCCAUCGGGAUAGCACUGGGUGGUCUGGCCAUGGGCGUGCUGGUGGGCCCACCAUUCGGCAGCAUCAUGUAUGAGUUUGUGGGGAAAACGGCACCUUUCCUCAUUCUGGCUGUUCUGGCUGUGCUGGAUGGAGCAUUGCAACUGUUCAUUCUCCAGCCCUCAAAGGUGGAACCAGAGAGCCAGAAAGGGUCCUCACUUUGGAGCCUUAUUAAAGAUCCAUACAUACUCAUUGCUGCAGGAUCCAUUUGUUUUGCAAACAUGGCCAUUGCAAUGUUAGAACCAGCGUUGCCUAUUUGGAUGAUGGAGACCAUGUGUCCAAGGAAAUGGCAGCUAGGCGUUGCCUUUUUGCCAGCCAGCAUCUCCUACCUGAUUGGAACGAACAUCUUUGGCGUCCUCGCGCACAAGAUGGGGAGAUGGCUGUGCUCUCUCAUCGGGAUGGUCCUCGUGGGGGUUAGCAUCCUCUGUGUCCCUUUCGCCAAGGACAUCUAUGGACUGAUACUUCCGAAUUUUGGUGUUGGUUUUGCAAUUGGCAUGGUGGAUUCCUCCAUGAUGCCAAUCAUGGGAUAUUUGGUGGACCUGAGACAUGUGUCAGUCUAUGGCACUGUGUAUGCCAUUGCUGAUGUGGCUUUCUGUUUGGGCUUUGCUUUAGGUCCGUCCGCUGGAGGCGCCAUAGCGAAGAACAUUGGGUUCCCCUGGCUCAUGACCAUCAUCGGUGUCGUGGACAUCCUCUUCGCUCCCCUCUGCUACUUCCUCAGGAGUCCUCCUGGGAGGGAAGAGAAAAUGGCCAUCUUGAUGGACUCUAACUGCUCGAUGAAGACCCGAUCAUACUCAACACAGGGGAACACAGAGUACGAAGAGAUGGAGACAGAGUACGAUGAGUAUUAAAUGGACACCAGACAUGUAUGUUACCUUCCAGAGGAUCUAUUUUGUUGUACAAAAGCAGAGAUACAAUGAUUAUUAUUUUUUAACAGCAAAGCUGUUUUGUUGUGAGUGUCCGUCUUCACUGUUCUGUGUCAUUGUUAUUGUACGACUAGAGCAAACCAAAGUUGUCAUUGCCCUUUGUUUAUUUUGAGCCAACAGCCUUAUCCGAUGGAAGUGGGGCCGUGUCAAAACAGGGUUUUCAUGGGCCGUAAUAGCAGACUGCUGUGAGUCAUAUUUACUGAAUAGUUCAGAUGGUGUUAUUAUACAGUCAUGGCCAAACGUUUUGAGAAUGACACAAAUAUUAAUUUUCACAAAGUCUGCCGUCUCAGUUUGUAUAAUGCCAAUUUGCAUAUACUCCAGAAUGUUAUGAAGAGUGACCAGAUGAAUUGCAAAGUCCCUCUUUGUCAUUCAAAUGAACUGAAUCCCCCAAAAACAUUUCCACUGCAUUUCAGCCCUGCCACAAAAGGACCAGCUGACAUCAUGUCAGUGAUGGCUGGAGAUAAUUCUGUCAUGCUGAUUGAGUUUGAAUAACAGACUGGAAGCUUCAAAAGCAGGGUGGUGCUUGGAAUCAUUGUUCUUCCUCUGUCAACCAUGGUUACCUGCAAGGAAACACGUGCCGUCAUCAUUGCUUUGCACAAAAAGGGCUUAACAGGCAAGGAUAUUUCUGCCAGUAAGAUUGCACCUAAAUCAACCAUUUAUUGGAUCAUCAAGAACUUCAAGCAGAGUGGUUCAAUUGUUGUGAAGAAGGCUUCAGGGUGCCCAAGAAAGUCCAGCAAGCACCGUCUCCUAAAGUUGAUUUAGCUGCGGGAUCGGGUCACCACCAGUACAGAGCGUGCCCAGGAAUGGCAGCAGACAGGUAUGAGUGCAUCUGCACGCACAGUGAGGCGAAGACUUUUGGAGGAUGGCCUGGUGUCAAGAAGGGCAAGCAAAGAAGCCAAUUCUCUCCAGGAAAAACAUCAGGGACAGACUGAUAUUCUGCAAAAGGUACAUGGAUUGGACUGCUGAGGACCGGGGUAAAGUCAUUUACUUUUGAUGAAUCCCCUUUCCGAUUGUUUGAGGCAUCCGGAGAAAAGCUUGUCCGGAGAAGACAAGGUGAGCGCUACCAUCAGUCCUGUGUCAUGCCAACAGUAAAGCAUCCUGAGACCAUCCAUGUGUGCGGUUGCUUCUUAGCCAAGGGAGUGGGCACACUCACAAUUUUGCCUAAGAACAUAGCCAUGAAUAAAGAAUGGUACCAACACAUCCUCUGAGAGCAACUUCUCCCAACCAUCCAGGAAGAGUUUGGUGACGAACAAUGCCUUUUCCAGCAUGAUGGAGCACCUUGCCAUAAGGCAAAAGUGACAACUAAGUGGCUCGGGGAAAAAAACAUCGAUAUUUUGGGUCCAUGGCCAGGAAACUCCCCAGACCUUAAUCCCAUUGAGAACUUGUGGUCAAUCCUCAAGAGGCGGAUCCCACGAAUUCUGACAAACUUCAAGUAUUGAUUAUGCAAGAAUGGGCUGCCGUCAGUCAGGAUGUGGCCCAGAAAUAAAUUGACAGCAUGCCAGGGCGGAUUGCAGAGGUUUUGAAGAAGAAGGGUCAACACUGUAAAUAUUGACUCUUUGCAUCAACUUCAUGUAAUUGUCAAUAAAAGCCUUUGACACUUAUGAAAUGCUUGUAAUUAUGCAUUGUUCCAUUGUAACAUCUGACAAAAAAAUAUUUAAAGACACUGAAGCAGCAAACUUUGUGGAAAUUAAUAUUUGUGUCAUUCUCCAAAUUUUUGGCCACGACUGUAUCACCAAAUUCUGUGCUGUAGAUCGGCUAGGAGUACAAACCUAUCCUAAUAAUUCACCUAUUGGCCAUUAACAGUACGAACAAAACUAAUGUACUUAGAGAGUUACUUCUGUCUGUGUAGAAACUGACCUAGGGUCAGAUUCAACAUCUCGAACAAGGCACUAUGAGAACACUGCUUAGUGUUGGUCAUUCUAUUGGUUGAGAAUAAUUGGUAAAUUAUUUAGAUAUAUAGUAUAACAUAGCCUAUUACAGAGAUACAAGUUACUCAAUACAUUUGGAAUGAGAAUUAUCUUACUGCUAUAACAAGGCAAACCACAUUUUACCUUGAAAUGGGCCUUUUUCAUUGAUUCCACAAACAUUUUUUUUAUACAUUGAGAUUGAUUUUUAAAUUGAGGAAAUACCUGAAAUGAAAGGACAAUACACCAGAAGCUGUUAUAGCCAAUGCUGUCCUGGGUUGACUGCUUAUGACUGUGCUUGUGACUAUUUGCAUGGUAUACCACAUUUAAAAAAACACCAUCACUCCAAUGCCUUUCCUCAGUUUCACUGUCCACAUCAAAACUAAAUGUAAAUGAUACCACAGCUCAUAGGACACAUGUUUAGCUGUUUUUUUAAGUGUACAUACCUUUUGGUAAGCCAUUUGAAUGUGUGGAAAACGAAGACUCAUAACCUUUCUUUAACCAGGUAGGCUAGUUGAGAACAAGUUCUCAUUUGCAACUGCGACCUGGCCAAGAUAAAGCGUAGCAAUUUGACACAUACAACAACACAGAGUUACACAUGGAAUAAACAAAACAUACAGUCAAUAAUACAGUAGAACAAAAGAAAACAAAAAAGUCUAUAUACAGUGAGUGCAAAUGAGGUAAGUUAAGGAAAUAAACAGGCCAAGUAAUUACAAUAUAGCAAAUAAACACUGGAAUGGUAGAUUGGCAGAAGAUGAAUGUGCAGGUAGAGAUACUGGGGUGCAAAGGAGCUAAAUAAAUAAAUACCAGUAUGGGGAUGAGGUAGGUAGAUAGAUGGGCUGUUUACAGAUGGGCUAUGUACAGGUGCAGUGAUCUGUAAGCUGCUCUGACAGCUGGUGCUUAAAGCUAGUGAGGGAGAUGUGAGUCUCCAGCUUCAGAGAUUUUUGCAAUUCGUUCCAGUCAUGGGCAGCAGAGAACUGGAAGGAAAGACGACCAAAGUAGGAAUUGGCUUUGAGGGUGACCAGUGAGAUAUAUCUGCUGGAGCGCGUGCUACGAGUGGGUGCUGCUAUGGUGACCAGUGAGCUGAGAUAAGACGGGGCUUUACCUAGCAGAGACCUGUAGCCAGUGGAUUUGGCGACGAGUAUGAAGCGAGGGCCAACCAACGAGAGCGUACAGGUCACAAUGGUGGGUAGUGUAUGGGGCUUUGGUGACAAAACAGAUGGCACUGUGAUAGACUGCAUCCAGAAUGUUGAGUAGAGUGUUGGAGGCUAUUUUAUAGAUGACAUCACCGAAGUCGAGGAUCGGUAGGAUGGUCAGUUUUACGAGGGUGUGUUUGGCAGCAUGAGUGAAGGAUGCUUUGUUGCGAUAUAGGAAGCCGAUUCUAGAGUUAAUUUUGGAUUGGAGAUGCUUAAUGUUAGUCUGGAAGGAGAGUUUACAGUCUAACCAGACACCCAGGUAUUUGUAGUUGUCCACGUAUUCUAAGUCAGAGCCGUCCAGAGUAGUGAUGCUGGACGGACGGGCAGGUGCGGGCAGUGAUCGAUUGAAUAGCAUGCAUUUAGUUUAUUUGCGUUUAAGAGCAGAUGGAGGCCACGGAAGGAGAGUUGUAUGGCAUUGAAGCUGGAGGUUAGUUAACACAGUGUCCAAGGAGGGGCCAUAAGUAUACAGAAUGGUGUCGUCUGCGUAGAGGUGGAUCAGAGAAUCACCAGCAGCAAGAGCAACAUCAUUGAUGUAUACAGAAAAGAGAGUCGGCCCGAGAAUUGAACCCUGUGGCACACCCAUAGAGACUGUCAGAGGACCGGACAACAGUCCCUCCUAUUUGACACACUGAACUCUAUCAGAGAAGUAGUUGGUAAACCAGGCGAGGCAAUCAUUUGAAAAACCAAGGCUGUCGAGUCUGCCAAUAAGAAUGUUGUGAUUGACAGAGUCGAAAACCUUGGCCAGGUAGAUGAAUACGGCUGCACAGUAAUGUCUCUUAUCGAUGGCGGUUAUGAUGUCGUUUAGGACCUUGAGGGUGGCUGAGGUGCACCCAUGACCAGCUCUGAAACCAGAUUGCAUAGCGGAGGAGUUAUGGUGGGAUUUGAAAUGGUCAGUAACCUUUUAGUUAACUUGGCUUUCGAAGACAUUAGAAAGACAGGGUAGGAUAGAUAUAGGUCUGUAGCAGUUUGGGUCUAGAGUGUCACCCCCUUUGAAGAGGGGGAUGACUGGGGCAGCUUUCCGAUCUUUGGGAAUCUCAGACACUACAAAAGAGAGGUUGAAUGGGCUAGUAAUAGGGAUCUGAAGACGCAAUGUUUAGGGAGAAGAUAAUUAACUUUCCCUAUUGACAUUACAAGCCAUACAAAUAUAUAUUGUGUUGAAAUGUAAACGUAUGGAUACUGGUUUACUUUGACAUCUCUGAAUAAACAGCACCUUGAGGAGAUGGUAAAGCACUUUAUCAGAGUCUAGUUACUCACACCAUUUAACUCCAAGGACAGUUCUAGUAUGUUGAUGUUGGAUUAGCAGAGAGAGAAUUGAGGUGAUGAGCUUGAUAUGUUUUGUAAUUUUGUCUAAUGUUAGCAACAAAACACUCAAAGUUUUAUCAAAGAUGAAUUCACUUAUUGUGUGUGCAGUGCACUGAACAUCCCAGUAGUGUUAAUCCCUAACACUACUCCCGAGUGGUACAGCAGUUUAAGGCACUGCAUCUCACUGUUAGUGGUGUCCCUGGUUUGAAUCCAGGCUGUAUCACAACCGACCGUGAUUGGGAGUCCCAUAGAGCGGCGCACAAUUGGCCCAGGUUUGGCCGGUGGAGGCCGUCAUUGUAAAUAAGAGUUUGUUCUUAACUGACUUGCCUAGUUAAAUAAAUAAAAUUGAACCGCAAUGUGUUUUCAAAUACUGAGGUUGAAAUUCUGGUCUCAAUCUUGACCAGUUGGAAUCUUAAACUAACCUGUGAAGAGCAUUAAUAUUAUUUGUGAACUUAUUUGUGAACACUUCCAGUAGGUGAUCAAAAAGUAUACACACAAUAUAUACAGAUCAAUAUGCAUUGUUUCCAAGAUCCAAGAUUAUAUUGACCAGCAGCAAUGUGCAUGCACAUACAUACAGUAGCAACUUCAGUCUGAGGAUUUGAUUGGCUGACUGGGCCCUGGCCUGCACAUGUCAUUAGAGACUUUUGUGUGCAGUCAGUCACCAGUAUUAAUCCACAACACAGAGCCAUGAAGUGUCCCUCCCAUCCCCCCUCUCCUAUUUGUCCUGAAGCUGAAAAUAUUGACUCAUCCACUGCUCUUUGUCAAGACCACUGUGAUCUAACAGAAACAGCCAGGCAUACAAAGCACUGCUAAUAACUGUCAAAUAUCUCUGUGCUGUUUGGCAAAGUGCAUUUAUUUACAAACCAUUAUGUGGUUGUUUGAGCAAACCUGACAUCUGGAAAUCUGUGAAAAUACUUUUAUGCCCUUGCCACGGAAAAACAAUGGCACAUGUUAAAAAUGUAAAAUAAGACUGCAUUUUUACAUAUAUGAACUGUUAUUUGCAAAACUCUGGGUUUGCUGGAUUGAAGGUUUGGUUGAAUGGACACCCCAAUGGGUUUCAUUGUAAAUAAAUGAUGCAAGCAAAAUAGUCUGUGAUGGAGUUGACAGAGAAAGUUUCCUGAUACCUUCACUAUUAGUUUCAUUAUUUGCUCUUAAAUGUAUAUUAAAAUUUUAAAUGGAAAUACUCAUGUCGAGAUGGCUACCAUUCUGAGAGAUUGUUAUUAUUUUGCAAUACAUUGUUGGGUCAUGUAGGUUACAUAGUGGAUUAUACAGUGCCCUCCUGAAUUAUUGGCACCCCAGGUGAACGAAAAAGGCUGUGAAAAAAUGUAAUUGUUGUUUAUCAACUUGUUCUUUACACUCCAAAUAUCAUAUGAACGUAACAUUUAAUUGAGUUAAAAUUCUAAAAACCAAAAUGUAAAACAAAUCAAGAAAAAAAGUUAAUCUAAAAUAUGUGUCAGAAUUAUUGCCACACCUAAAGCAUUAUUAUUAACAAAAUCAAUUGUAUGUAUAUUCUGAUCUGAGUCUUUGGGAACUCUUAACAGGUCAUCCGCAGGCUAAAUCCCUUAGUCAUCCAUCAACAUGGACAAAAGGUUGUUGACCUUCACAAAUCAGGCAAUGGAUAUAAAAAGAUAGCUACAUGCCUGAAAAUACCAAUGGCAAUAAUUAAUAAUAAUAAUAAUUAAUAAUACAUUUUAAACAACUGGUGACUGUGAUGAACCUGCCUCGAAGAGGAUGCAAGUGUAUUAAGAAGGAUGGUUCAAGUGGCAAAAAACAAAUCUCCAAGGAUAAUAGUUGGAGAAUUGAAGAAGGGUAACAUCUUGGAGUCACUAAGUCUCCAAAACUACAAUUAGACACCACCAAUGCCAAAAAGUUAUUUGAAAGGUUUGCUAGAACAAAGCCACAAACGUAAGCACUUGGAGUUUGCUAAAUGUCAUUGGAAGUUUGAUUGGAACCACGUUCUAUGGUCUGAUUAGACUACAAUAGAGAUUUUUGGCAACAAGAGAGCCAUGGUCAUGCAGAAAAUAAGUAUGGUGGUGGAUCUGUGAUGUUGUGGGGCUGUUUACUUCCAAAAACCCUGGGAACCUUGUAAGGAUCAGUGGUGGAAAUAUUACCCAAUUUUCAUACUUGAGUAAAAGUAUAGAUACCUUAAUAGAAAGUUACUCAAGUAAAAGUGAACGUCAGCCUGUAAAAUACUACUUGAGUAAAAGUCUAAAAGUAUUUGGUUUUAAAUAUACUUAAGGAUCAAAAUUAGGGCCUCCCGAGUAGCGCAGUGGUAUAAGGCACUGCAUCGCUGUGCCACGAGAGAUUCUAGGUUCGAGUCCAGGCUCUGUUGCAGCCGGCUCUGACCGGGAGACCCAUGGGGCGGCGCACAAUUGGCUCAGCGUCAUCUGGGUUAGGGGAGGGUUUGGCCGGCAGGGAUGUCCUUGUCCCAUCACACACUAGCAACUCCUGUGGCUGGCUGGGCACAGUGCACGCUGACACGGUUGCCAGGUGUUUGGCGUUUCCUUCGACACAUUGGUGCGGCUGGCUUCCGGGUUAGGUAGGCAGUGUGGCUUGGUUGGGUUGUGUUUCGGAGGACGCACGGCUCUCGAUCUUCACCUCUCCCGAGUCCAUACGGGAGUUAUGAUGAGACAAGACUGUAACUACCAAUUGGAUAACGAGAAAAUGGGCUAAAAAAAUAUAUAUUUAAAAAAUAAUACAUUCUUUAGGAAGUAAAAGUUGUCAAAAACAGAAAUAGUAAAGUACAGAUAUCCCCCAAAAACGAUUUAAGUACUUUACACCACUGGUUAGGAUACAUGACAUCAUGAGAUUUUAGGCAAAAACCUGUCUGCCGCUGCCAGGAGGCUAAAACUGGUUCGUCGUUGGAUCUUCCAGCAGAACAGCAAACCUCCAAAUCCACAAGAAAAUGGUUCACUGACCAUAGAAUCAAGCUUUUGCGAUGGCCAUCCCAGUCCCCUGACCUAAACCCCAUUGAAAACCUGUGGGGUGAGCUGAAGAGGGGAGUCCACAAGCGAGGACCAAGGAUCUGGAAGAAUGGUCUCAAAUCACUUCCUGUGUUCUCCCACCACAUCAAACAUUACAAGACAACUCAGAGCUGUUAUCUUGGAAAGGGGAGGGUGCUCAAAGAACUAAAUGCAGGGGUGCCAAUAAUUGUGAUAUGCAUGUUUGUUUAAAAAAAAACUUUUUAGAUUAGGUUAGAUUCAUAUAUUUUGAGUGUAAGAUUAAGCUGAUAAACAACUUUUUCCCCCAGCCUUUUUUGUUCAUAUUUACUUAUUGGUCAUUUGUUUAUAUUAGAAAUCUAUUGCACACAUGCACAAACAUAUGUGUGUGUGUGCCCAUGUUGGUGUGUGUGCCUUCUGACAUGUAUGUAAUUGGUUUGUGUGUAUAUCAACUACUUACUAACUGGUACACAAAAACAAAUGUUGACCUUUUAUAUUCUGGACUGUUUGUUUACCUGUAAAGUGUGCUGAUUGUGUAAUAUAUGGUGAUACUCAGUGGGGAUGGAAAACCCCAAAAUAAAUGUUGCUCUGAA